Molecule: messenger RNA, 4559 nt
Organism: Epinephelus fuscoguttatus (brown-marbled grouper)
Lineage: Eukaryota; Metazoa; Chordata; Actinopteri; Perciformes; Serranidae
Exons: 5
Coding region: 185-1909 (574 amino acids)
Source: RefSeq, a predicted model, not a curated record
AUGCAUUUCCCGGCCUGAGACUGGAUGCACCGGAAGCGUCUGCAGCCAGACUGUUUUGCACGUCUCGCGAGAUUUGAGUUGUUGCAGGAAGUUACCGCUGGAGCGAGCUUUCAAACGCGAGGAGUUUGUUUCUUGUCGAGUAGCACACAGAAAGUAGCUGAGUGUUGUAAGUGUAAAAACAACAAUGCCUCGUCCUUGCGCAUAUCCCAAUUGUAGAAACAAAAUGUCGCGCUACAACCCACGGAGCUUUCACAGACUCCCCUAUUCUGACAUGGAGACACUGAAGUCGUGGCUAGUUGUGCUACAAAUGGAUGCUAACACUCCUGUAGCCACACUGCGCCUUGCCGACCAUCGGGUCUGCGGUGAUCAUUUUGACCGGGAUGACUACUGCCAGACCAAGAAGACACCCAAUCCUAAGCUCCUUCGCCUAAAGAAAAAUGCGGUUCCAAGAGUGGAGGUUUCAGAAGCAUCCAGCUCUGUAGCGAUGGAGGUGAUGGGGCUCCAGAGGGGGUUGAAUCACUUGCUGUGUAUGGACGUGGAUGUUGGUGUUAUGAACACAGAGAGAUCACCAUCCAUCGGGAAAGUCAUGAGUGAUACCGACACCAAUAUCCACCACAAAUUCAACCCCUGGCAUGCCUGCAAGAGGGAGGCAACCAUUGAUCCAGAGAGUCCAGACUUCGCUCCCUCUUUGCUCACUUACCCAAGUGAGAGUCAGUGUAUGGAGGCUCCAAAAAAACUGGACAGGUUCACUAGGAAGAGAAAGAGAAAGAGAAAGCGGUCUGAAACCAUCAGCAACUCCUCUCUGGCUGACACAUCGGACUCUAUCACUGCAGCUCAGGUGUCUUCCACUGUGGAGCCAACAUCAGACUCUCAGCCUCCAGACUGUCAAGAGGAGCUUACUGACUGCUUGGUGGCCUUCACUGCGACUGUCUCGGACCACACUGACACCUCAAGCUCCGCACCUCCCGCUGACCCACCUUGCCGCUCAGUUCACACACGUUGGAUGGACCCUACACGACAAGAUCAUGAUUAUUGCAAGAAGGCCAACGGAAAAGAUGUGCACGAUAAGACGACUCAGGUUGAUGAGUUUGGGUACUUCAUUCUUCAAAAUGACGCGGAUGCUUUGCUCCACACUGGUAUACCCUUGGAAACAUUUAACAUCCUUGUGUCAACACUUGAAGGACAUGCUUACAGUGCAUUUACGCUGUCUGUGCGAGAUCAAGUUCUCAUGACACUUAUGAAAUUAAAGACCAACUGUGAGACAGACGAUCUGAGCAGACAGUUUUAUGUGUCACAGGGCAUGGCUAGCAGGGUAAUCUCAUAUUGGAUUGACAAACUGGACCAAGUUUUGCGACCUCUAAUUCCAUGGCCUCCAAAAGAAACUCUUCAAGCAACCAUGCCCGGAGCAUUUAAGAGGAACUUUCCGGAUACGACAUGUAUUUUAGAGUUCAGUCAGAGCCGGUUACAAAAACGCAAGAACCCUGAUUCGUAUAAGACAGUGAAAUACCAGGUGGCUGUCGCCCCAUGUGGACUAAUCAUGUUCAUCUCUGCAAUAUAUGAAAGGCGAUGCAAUGACACAUUCAUAACCAAGAACUCGGGAAUAUUAGACUUCUUAAAGCCUGGAGAUGAGGUCAUGGCAGUUCGAGGUGUCACCAUAGAAGAUUUGCUGUUUGAGAAAGAGGUUAAGUUGGUCGUUCCAUCUUUCACGGAAAAAGGUCCAGCUAAGGAACGGGUGAGAGUCAGUAGACGAAUAGAACAUCAAUUUGAAAGAGCAGUCGGACGUUUGAAAAUGUAUAAAAUCAUAUCACAGGUUGUUCCGAACGCCAUGGCCCAGAAAAUAAGCAAGAUUCUGAGAAUAUGUGCUGCUCUUGUCAAUUUAAGGGAGGAUCUCAUGCGUGACUCACAUUGAUUUAGCACAGUGGUUCCCAACUGGUUGCUGCAGCUUUUGUUUUUUUUGCUAGAAUUUCUAUGUAAUCAAUCGACAGUGAAUUUACUUAUUUUAUUAAUUUGACAGUAUCCAGUCCCUAAAAUGUUGAGGCAUUACCCUCUGGUUGAGGGGGAGAGGUUGUCAGCAAGUAGUUUGUUGGGCACAGGGAAACAGAGAUCUGUUUCCCUGUUCCCUAAAAAAGAGGGUGGGUCAUGGGGAGUACCACCAGUUGGUCCAGGAGCUUCUUCUCCAUGAUGGCAGUUUCCAAGCAUAUUUUAGGAUGACUCAGGGGCAGUUUGACAACCUGCUGUCUAUCAUCAGGUCGUAUAGCUCUGGGUAUCCAGCAGCCUCUACCACCAGUUUCUCCUCCAUUGUUUACCAACUGUAAACUUGUUGUCGUGACCACCACAGAAGGUCCGCCACUCAAAUCAUCUGAUUGGACAAUGGAAGAAAAGCUGAGAUGACGUGGAGCACUUUUCCGCUAUGAGUUGAAGUUUUUUCAAGUCGAGGACUUCGGAGCUCUCCAGCAAAAAGCUUUAUUCUCAUUAAAAACAAUCACAAAAAGCCGCCUCCAGCUGCUAAAACGCUUUCUGUGUGAUCAGGGCCUGAGUCAUUAGUUCAAGGUCCACGCAGUUUAAUACAUUCAGCAUCAUACUUGUGUUUGGCCAUGUUGUCGAGCUAGUUUGCUGUCUCUGUUAGGUAACUGUCCCUUUGUCAGUCACUCUACAGCAGAUAAAAGCUCUGUGCCAGAAAUUCACUGUAUUUAAAAAUAUAUUGUGUUUUUACAAAUGUGACACGUUUCAGAGUCACUUUGGGUCCAUUCAGAAUAGACCCAUGACCCCCCUUUGGACUGCGACCAACCAGCUGGGAACCACUGACUUUGCAGCCUUUGCAACGUGCCAGUCAAAUCACCAGUACUGCCCUCUUCCACAUAAAAAACAUAGCUUGUCUCCGCCCAUCACUCUCCCCCACCGCUGCUGAAACUCAUCCAUGCCUUCAUCUCAUCCAGAACUGACUACUGUAACAGCAUUCUGUAUGGUGCAUCAUCCAAACUCCUAAAUAAACUCCAGUACAUCCAGAACUCUGCUGCCUGUCUGCUCACCCAUUCCCACUGGCUUCCUGUCCCACAACGCAUCCAAUUCAAAGUCCUUCUCCUCACCCAUAAAGUUCCCUCCUACCUCACUGACCUGCUCCACCGCCGCACUCCUUCUCGUAGCCUCCUCUCCUCUGAUGCCAACCACCUGACUCCUUUUGAAAAGAUGAGUUUUGAGUAGUGAAUUAUGUCGUGUGGUGAAUGAUGUCGUGUGUAUUUUAGUGUAGUCUAUUUUAUGAUCAUUUUCAACCUAUGUAAAGUGUCUUUGAGUACCAUGAGAAGUGCUCUAUAAAUAAAUGUAUUAUUAUUGUUAUUAUCAGUACAGCCAAGUUUGACCACAGUUCAAGAUCAGUGAUUGACAACUGCAUUAGAAACUCCCCUGGUCUGCUCUGGUCAUCUGUCACAUACAGUACAUCCAGAAAGUGUUCACAGCGCUUCACUUUUUCCACAUUUUGUUAUGUUUCAGCCUUAUUCCAAAAAGUUUUUUGAGAUUUUUGCAAAGUUAUUAAAAAUAAAAACUAAGAAAUCACAUGUACCUAAGUAUUCACAGCCUUUACUCAGUACUUUGUUGAUGCACCUUUGGCAGCAAUUACAGCCUCAAGUCUUUUUGAAUAUGAUGCCACAGGCUUGGCACACCUAUCUUUGGGCAGUUUCGCCCAUUCCUCUUUGCAGCACCUCUCAAGCUCCAUCAGGUUGGAUGGGAAGCGUCAGUUCACAGCCAUCUCUCCAGAGAUGUUCAAUCGGAUUCAAGUCUGGGCUGUGGCUGGGCCACUCAAGGACAUUCACAGAGUUGUCCUGAAGCCACUCCUUUGAUAUCUCGGCUGUGUGCUUAGGGUCAUCGUCCUGCUGAAAGAUGAACUGUCUCUUGCUGCAUUCAUCUUUCCCUCUAUCCUGACUAGUCUCCCAGUUCCUGCCGCUGAAAUCAUCCCCACAGCAUGAUGCUGCCACCACCAUGCUUCACUGUGGGGAUGGUAUUGGCCUGGUGAUGAGCGGUGCCUGGUUUCCUCCAAACAUGACGCCUGGCAUUCACGCCAAAGAGUUCAAUCUUUGUCUCAUCAGGCCAGAGAAUUUUGUUUCUCAUGGUCUGAGAGUCCUUCAGGUGCAUUUUGGCAAACUCCAGGUGGGCUGCCAUGUGCUUUUUACUAAGGAGUGGCUUCCGUCUGGCCUCUCUACCAUACAGGCCUGAUUGGUGGAUUGCUGCAGAGAUGGUUGUCCUUCUGGAAGGUUCUCCUCUCUCCACAGAGGAACGCUGGAGCUCUGACAGAGUGACCAUCAGGUUCUUGGUCACCUCCCCUGACUCAGGCCCUUCUCCCCCGAUCGCUCAGUUUAGACGGCCGGCCAGCUCUAGGAAGAGUCCUGGUGGUUUUGAACUUCUUCCAUUUACGGAUGAUGGAGGCCACUGUGCUCAUUGGGAACUUCAAAGCAGCAGAAAUUUUUCUGUACCCUUCCCCAGAUAUGUGCCUCGAGACAAUCCUGUCUCGGAGGUCUACAGACAGUUCCUUUGACUUCAUGCUUGGUUUGUGCUCUGACAUGCACUGU